Dictyostelium discoideum AX4 is the source of this 1497-nucleotide messenger RNA. RefSeq lists its product as hypothetical. The record is from RefSeq and is a predicted model, not a curated record. The transcript has a single exon. The coding region runs from base 1 to 1497 and encodes 498 amino acids. NCBI's taxonomy places the organism in Eukaryota, Evosea, Eumycetozoa, Dictyosteliales, Dictyosteliaceae.
AUGGAUAAAUUAUUUUUUAAAGUUUGGAGGAAUAUUUUUAUUAAUAGAAUAAUAUUUAGGUUUAUUAGAUUUUUUAAAAAUUACGAUACUGUUGCGAUAGAUAGAGUUGAGGAUAUUAGAGAUUUCCCAUAUAUAGAAUAUUAUAAAACAGUUAUUUAUGAUGGUACAGGUGAAUUUAUUUCAGGUGAAGAUUUUCCAAAAAGUCUACAUUCAAUUUCGAUUUUAUAUGAUAAAUAUAAGUGUGAACAACCAAUAGAAUCACAAUUAUCAAAUGGAUUAAAGAAAUUUACAUAUCCAAGAUAUAAUAAUAAGAUAACCAGAUUAUUACUAUUUCCAACUUCAGUUGAAACUGUUAUAAAUGCAACUUUUAUAAGAGGUGAUAGAUAUGAACAAAACGAGUCUGAUGAUUUGCCACCUGAAAGAAAAGUUAUAAUUCCAAAUAAUAUAAAAUCAUUAUCAAUUUUCAGAUGUCCAAAUCAUAAUUUAUCAAAAUGGUUAUCAAUUCCAACUAGUUUAACAUCACUUGAUUUGGGACCAUAUUGGUAUAAUGGUAAUACAGAAUUGAAAGCAAACGAUUUACCAAAUCAUAUAAAGCAUUUAUCACUUCAUUUAAUGAAACUAUUAUUAAUAUUUAAAAGCGAUUGUUUACCUAAUCAAUUGGAAAGUUUAACUCUAACAACUUCAGAGAAAUAUUUUAAUGACGAAAAUGAAAUCGUUUUUCAAUUAAAUUCAUUACCUUUGACAUUAAAAAAACUAGAUAUUAGUCAUUUAAUUCCAAAAUUCAUAUUACCAAUUAAUUCAUUUGAGAAUUUAACUUGGUUAAGUUUAAAUUAUUCAAAUAAAAAACAAACUUCUCUAACAAGGGAUAUGUUCCCACCAAACUUGAGUACUCUAAUUCUAAUUGUUUCUAAAAUAAUAGUUCAACCAAACGUUUUACCAAAUUCAAUAACAUAUCUUAAACUUGUAGAUUACGAUUGGAAUUUUGAAAAUAUUUAUAAAUUUCAAGAUUUAAAUUUUUUUCCAUCCUCUUUAAAUAAAUUAAUUUUAAAUUGUAAAAUCCACAGAUCAAUUCAACAUAUUAAUCUUCCAAAUACAAUUGAAAAUUUAAAACUUGGUAUUCGUUUUAAUAAGUCAAUUACAAUUCAAUCAAUAACAAUACCAACAAGUAUUAAAAAAUUAACAAUUAAUUGUAAUAAAAUCGUUGAGAAUUAUGUUUUCCCAAAUUCAAUUAAAUAUUUAAAAUUUGGAAAAUAUUAUGGUUUUCAAUUUAAUUCCAAUUAUUUUAUACCAGAAAGUGUUGAAAUAUUAGUAAUAAAAUCAAAUCAAUCAAUAUCUAAAGGAUUUAUUCCUGAAAAAUUAAAAGUUUUAAAAUUAAUUGGUGAUUUUGAUAAACCAAUAAAUUUUCAAUUACCAAAAACAAUAGAAAAACUUAUAAUUGGUAAUUCUUUUGAUCAAUCUUUAAAUGAAACUUUACUACCUCAAUCAAUAACAUUUUAA